This is a messenger RNA of Colletotrichum siamense, 480 nucleotides long. RefSeq names its product Calmodulin (gene CALM). The record is from RefSeq and is a predicted model, not a curated record. Gene Ontology annotation, molecular function: calcium ion binding. Lineage: Eukaryota; Fungi; Ascomycota; Sordariomycetes; Glomerellales; Glomerellaceae. Bases 1 to 480 code for a protein of 159 amino acids. The transcript has 5 exons.
AUGCAGGCGCGCCACAACCUUACCGAGGAGCAAGUCAAGGACUACAAGGCAGUCUUUUCCGUAUGGGACCGCGAUAACACCGGCGGCAUCGAUGCCGAGGAGUUUCGCAUCGCCAUGAAGUCCCUGGGCCUCAACCCCAGCAUCGAAGAGGUCAAGGAGCUCAUGAGGGAAGUCGACCCCAAGGGCAAGGGCGACAUCAGCCUCGACGAAUUCCUCGACCUGAUGAGCGAGGCCCCCGCGACGUCGAGCAAGGCCGCGGACCCCAACAGAGAGCUCACCGCCGCCUUCAAGGUGUUCGACAAGGACAACAGCGGCUCCGUCUCGCCGUCAGAGCUGCGCCAGGUGCUGCUCUCUCUCGGUCAGCGCGCCACCGACGAGGAGAUUGAGGAGAUGAUCAGGCACGCCGAUCUGGACGGCAACGGUUCCAUUGACUACCAGGAAUUCGUCCAGCUCAUGGCCCCGAAGGACACCAAGGCGUAG